Molecule: messenger RNA, 10074 nt
Organism: Calliphora vicina (urban bluebottle blowfly)
Lineage: Eukaryota; Metazoa; Arthropoda; Insecta; Diptera; Calliphoridae
Gene: CadN
Product: Cadherin-N
Exons: 21
Coding region: 67-9609 (3180 amino acids)
Biological process (GO): cell-cell adhesion mediated by cadherin; multicellular organism development; adherens junction organization
Cellular component (GO): plasma membrane; adherens junction; catenin complex
Molecular function (GO): cadherin binding; calcium ion binding
Source: RefSeq, a predicted model, not a curated record
ACAAAUACAAAAAGAUUAGAAAAACAAACAGUUUUAACUCUAAAAAAAGCAACGCGUGCCACAAAUAUGGCACAAAAUCGAGCGCACAAAAAGCGCUCAAAGCUUAAAAGCUUUACUUUAAGUGAAAAUAGUAUUAACGACAGUAGCAGCAGCAACAGCAGUAGCAACGACAACAAAACAAAUAUGUUAAAAACGCAACGGUUAACGGUAACGGUUAAACGCGGCUUAACAAAAUAUUUUAAUUCGUCGCCCUCUUUAUUAUUAACAACGUCGUCGUCGUGGUCGCCGUCGUCGUCUCUGGGUCGUUUUUUCCUGACCUCUGCAUUUAUUUUAUUAAUUAUAAAUAGUCAAUUUGAACAAGUUUUUACUCAAGAGAUCUCCAAAUCACAAUUACCACUAAAACAACAGCCUCAUCAACAGCAGCAUCACAACAAUGGGCUAACAGCGGCCAAUGCGGCCCGCAUGUUGGCCGGCAGUGGUGGCAAUAGUAAUAAUGAUAUGUCCCUAGUAUUACCCCACGAUACUUAUCCGGGUUUUAGUAUAAAACGUUUCAAAACCAAACCUGUAGCCAACCUUAAUACAUCCUCUGAAAAUGGCCUGCGCUUGUCAUCCAGACAUUCUAUGGCCAAUCAACAGCAUGGUUCGUAUCAUAUGUUGGACAAUGAAUAUGCUAAAUAUUUUACGGUCUUGGAAGAUGGUGUGGUAAUGACUACCUCGGAUAUAUCACCUCUAGUCAAUCGUCCGGUAAAUUUAGUGGUGGUCGAAGAAACCCCCAAUUCCACACAAACUCACAAUAUCCAGCUGUAUGUUAUGCAUCGUAAUGAUAUGUUAAGAUUUCCCGGCUCCAUGUUAGAUGCCUCGGGAGAGGUUAAGGAAAAUAAACCGGCAGGCACUAGAGUCAGAGGUGUGCCACUGAUGCAGGCUUUCAGCAAUGGUGAACUAACAACAGAACCGAAAAAGGUGAAGUAUACAAUUAUUGGAGGCAACGAAGAUGGAGCAUUUGCUUUGCAAAGUCGUCAUGCCAAACAGGCUGAUGAGAGAUCUACCAUUCUAACCAUUGAUGGAGAUGAUGAAAGUGGUGUUUGGUUGGUAACUAACCGUCCUUUGGAUCGUGAACAAACGGCUCACUAUGAUUUAUCGGUACAAGCUUCAGAUAUGGAGGAUGUAGACAAGACUGUGUCCAAAAUACAAAUCACUGUUUUAGAUGAGAAUGAUAAUAGACCCAUAUUCAAGGCCCAUGAUUAUAAAUUUGCCAUAGCUGGUCAAAAGUCCCCCGAAUUGGAUACCAAUACAUCCACCACCUGGAAAAGAUUUAGUAUUGUGGGCAAAGUAGAGGCCACAGAUGCUGAUGGUGAUAAAAUAGCUUACCGCUUGAAGCAACCCAGUAACACUGUCAUUAUUGUGCCCCAGACUGGUGAGAUAAUGUUGGUGGGUCAACCUCCUUCCACUGAAUUGUUGCUCGAUGUUGAGGCUCAUGAUUUGCGCUAUCCCAGUUUGGUUAGCUCCCAGCCAGCCAAGGUGUUAAUAGAAUUCUUGGCUCCCGAACCGGUUUCUUUUAUAAUGCAACAUCUUGAACAUGAUUCGGUUAAUGAGCACUCGCAUCAUCGUGAAAAGAGACGUGUAACUAGGGCCGUACGCCCCACCAAACGUAUCGAGUUUACUGAGGCUGAUGGUGAUACCGAGGGUAAAUCGGUAUUUCAAUUGGAAAAGGAAACUGACAAGGAAACCUUUAAGAUACGCGAUGAAAAUCCCUGGGUGACGGUGGAAACAAAUGGAGCUGUGCGUGUGAAAAAGAAGUGGGACUAUGAGGAAUUGGGUCCUGAGAAGACCAUUGAUUUCUGGGUGAUAAUCACAAAUACGGGACAUAAUGCUGGUCUCAAGUACACAGACAAUCAACGUGUUAUCAUCCACGUCAAGGAUGUCAACGAUGAACCACCCUAUUUCAUUAAUCGACCCCUACCCAUGCAGGCUGUAGUGCAACUUAAUGCCCCACCAAAUACUCCCGUCUUUACUCUACAAGCUCGUGAUCCUGAUACCGAUCAUAAUAUACAUUAUUUCAUUGUACGUGAUCGUACGGGAGGACGUUUCGAGGUUGAUGAACGUUCGGGUGUAGUACGUACCCGGGGUACAGAUCUCUUUCAAUUGGAUAUGGAAUAUGUGCUGUAUGUUAAGGCUGAGGAUCAAAAUGGCAAAGUGGAUGAUCGUCGUUUCCAAAGUACACCCGAGGAGCGUCUGAGUAUAGUGGGCGGUAAGAGAGCUCCCCAGUUUUAUAUGCCCAGUUAUGAGGCUGAGAUUCCCGAGAACCAGAAAAAGGAUUCAGACAUCAUUUCCGUUAAGGCAAAAUCUUUUGCAGACCGAGAAAUCCGUUAUACACUUAAAGCUCAAGGCCAGGGCGCGGGUACAUUUAAUAUUGGCCCCUCAUCGGGCAUUGUUAAGCUGGCCAAAGAAUUGGAUUUUGAAGAUUUACGACAACCUCAUGUCUACUCCUUGAUUGUUACAGCCACAGAGGAUUCUGGUGGUUUCUCAACAUCCGUUGAGCUGACCAUUCGUGUCACUGAUGUCAACGACAAUGCACCCAAAUUUGAGUUGCCUGAUUAUCAGGCGCACAACGUUGACGAAGACAUACCCCUGGGCACCAGCAUACUACGUGUUAAAGCGAUGGAUUCCGAUUCAGGUGCCAAUGCAGAAAUUGAAUAUUUAGUAUCCGAUGAUCAUUUUGCUGUCGAUUCGAACGGCAUUAUUGUGAACAAUAAACAAUUAGAUGCCGAUAAUAAUAAUGCCUACUAUGAGUUCAUUGUUACGGCCAAAGACAAGGGUGAACCCUCCAAGUCAGGUGUGGCUACCGUACGUGUCUAUACCAAGAAUAAAAACGAUGAAGAGCCUAAAUUCUCCCAGCAAGUCUAUACACCGAAUGUGGAUGAGAAUGCUGGCGCUAAUACGUUGGUUACCACGGUGGUGGCCUCCGACAAAGAUGGUGAUAAUGUGCGAUUUGGUUUUGUGGGUGGUGGCACCUCGUCCGGACAGUUUGUGAUAGAAGAAAUAACGGGUGUAAUACGUUUGCAUAAUAAGGCCAUAACAUUGGAUCGUGAUAAGUAUGAAUUGAAUGUAACGGCAAUGGACGAUGGUUCGUGUUGUGUGAAUGGUGACCAAACGAUACAUACAUCAACGGCUGUGGUUGUUGUUUUCAUUACGGAUGUCAAUGACAAUAAGCCGGUAUUUAAGGAUUGUGGUACUUAUUAUCCGAAAGUGGAGGAGGGCGCACCAAAUGGUAGUCCCGUUAUAAAGGUGGUGGCAACCGAUGAGGAUAAAGGUGUUAAUGGUCAGGUUAAAUACUCCAUUGUCCAGCAGCCCAAUCAAAAGGGUACCAAAUUUACCGUGGACGAAGAAACUGGUGAAGUGUCCACCAACAAAGUAUUCGAUCGUGAAGGUGAUGAUGGUAAAUUUGUAUCGGUUACGGUUAAGGCCACCGAUCAGGGUGAGCCCAGUUUAGAAGGUGUUUGCUCAUUUACAGUGGAAAUUACCGAUGUCAAUGAUAAUCCUCCUUUGUUUGAUCGUCAGAAAUAUGUGGAAAAUGUCAAACAAGAUGCCAGUAUUGGUACAAAUAUUUUACGUGUCUCCGCCUCUGAUGAGGAUGCCGAUAAUAAUGGCGCCAUUGUUUAUAGCUUGAGUGCCCCCUUUAAUCCCAAUGAUUUGGAAUAUUUUGAUAUACAAGCUGAAUCCGGUUGGAUUGUAUUGAAGAAACCUCUUGACCGUGAAACCUAUAAAUUAGAAGCCAUGGCACAAGACAAAGGCUAUCCACCUUUAUCACGUACCGUAGAGGUUCAAAUCGAUGUUGUAGAUCGUGCCAAUAAUCCACCUGUUUGGGAUCAUACCAUUUAUGGUCCCAUUUAUGUCAAGGAAAAUAUGCCAGUAGGUGGCAAAGUCGUCUCGAUCAAAGCCAGUUCGGGCAUAGAGGGCAAUCCAACGGUGUUUUAUCGUUUAAUGCCUGGGUCAACGGCGCAAACGAAUAAAUUUCAUACAUUCUAUUUGCAACAACGACCGGACAAUGGUGAUACGUGGGCCGAUAUAAAAGUCAAUCAUCCGCUGGACUAUGAAAGUAUAAAGGAAUAUAAUUUGACCAUACGUGUAGAGAACAAUGGUGCACAACAAUUGGCGUCUGAAGCAACGGUUUACAUAAUGCUGGAAGAUGUUAACGAUGAAAUUCCUCUAUUCACUGAACGUGAACAGGAAACGGUAUUGGAAGGUGAACCAAUUGGCACAAAAGUAACACAAGUGAAUGCCAUCGAUAAAGAUGGCACUUUUCCAAAUAAUCAGGUUUACUACUACAUUGUCGAUUCACCGCGUAAUGAGGGCAAAGAAUUCUUUGAAAUCAAUUUGCAAAGUGGUGAAAUCUUUACAAAAACCGUAUUCGAUAGAGAGAAGAAAGGCGCCUAUGCUUUGGAGGUAGAAGCAAGGGAUGGAGCACCAUCGGCAAGACCCAACAGCAAUGGACAACCCAAUUCAGUGACAAAAUUCAUACGUAUUGGCAUUGCGGAUAAAAACGAUAAUCCUCCCUAUUUCGAUAAGAGUUUAUAUGAAGCUGAGGUCGAUGAAAAUGAAGAUAUACAGCAUACGGUAUUAACAGUUACCGCCAAAGAUCAUGAUGAAUCUUCUCGCAUACGUUACGAAAUCACCAGCGGUAACAUUGGUGGUGCCUUUGCUGUCAAAAAUAUGACCGGUGCUAUUUAUGUGGCGGGUGCUUUGGAUUAUGAGACACGCAGAAGGUAUGAGCUACGUUUAGCUGCUUCGGAUAAUUUAAAGGAAAACUAUACCACCGUUAUAAUACACGUCAAAGAUGUCAACGAUAAUCCUCCCGUAUUUGAGAGACCCACCUAUCGCACCCAAAUCACCGAGGAAGAUGAUCGCAAUUUACCCAAACGUGUGCUACAGGUUACCGCAACCGAUGGUGACAAGGAUCGUCCACAAAACAUUGUGUAUUUCUUGACAGGACAAGGUAUUGACCCUGAUAAUCCAGCAAAUAGUAAAUUCGAUAUUAAUCGCACCACAGGAGAGAUAUUUGUAUUAAAGCCCCUCGAUCGUGAUCAACCCAACGGACGUCCUCAAUGGCGUUUCACAGUCUUUGCCCAAGACGAAGGCGGCGAAGGUCUAGUGGGUUAUGCCGAUGUACAAGUAAAUCUCAAAGAUAUCAACGAUAAUGCUCCCAUAUUCCCACAAGGCGUUUACUUUGGAAAUGUUACUGAAAAUGGCACCGCUGGCAUGGUGGUAAUGACUAUGACCGCCGUAGACUAUGAUGAUCCCAACGAAGGCUCCAAUGCCAAACUGGUAUAUUCCAUAGAGAAAAAUGUCAUAGAAGAAGAAACAGGAUCGCCCAUAUUUGAAAUAGAGCCAGAUACGGGUGUCAUCAAGACAGCAGUAUGUUGCCUAGAUCGUGAGCGUACGCCAGACUAUUCUAUACAAGUGGUGGCCAUGGAUGGUGGAGGUCUUAAGGGGACGGGAACGGCUUCGAUACGUGUCAAAGAUAUAAACGAUAUGCCGCCGCAAUUUACCAAAGAUGAAUGGUUUACGGAGGUGGACGAAACGGAUGGUACUACACUGCCGGAAAUGCCUAUAUUAACUGUGACCGUUCACGAUGAAGAUGAAACUAAUAAGUUCCAAUACAAAGUCAUCGAUAACAGUGGUUAUGGUGCGGAUAAAUUUACCAUGGUGAGAAAUAAUGAUGGUACGGGCUCCUUGAAAAUCGUUCAACCUUUAGAUUAUGAGGAUCAACUGCAAUCGAAUGGUUUCCGAUUUAGGAUACAAGUCAAUGAUAAGGGUGAAGAUAAUGACAAUGAUAAAUACCAUGUAGCCUAUUCGUGGGUAGUGGUGAAACUAAGAGAUAUCAACGACAAUAAACCCCAUUUCGAAAGAGCCAACGUAGAGGUUUCCGUAUUUGAAGAUACCAAAGUGGGAACAGAACUAGAAAAGUUCAAGGCCACUGAUCCCGAUCAGGGUGGCCGCAGCAAGGUUUCGUAUUCGAUAGACAGAUCUUCGGAUAGACAGAGGCAAUUUGCCAUCAAUCAAAAUGGCUCGGUAACGAUACAGCGUUCUUUGGAUCGUGAGGUAGUGCCCAGACAUCAAGUGAAAAUUUUGGCCAUAGAUGAUGGUAGUCCACCCAAAACUGCCACGGCUACUUUAACUGUGAUCGUGCAGGAUAUUAACGAUAAUGCUCCUAAAUUUUUGAAAGACUAUCGACCGGUAUUGCCGGAACAUGUACCACCACGUAAGGUUGUGGAAAUAUUGGCCACCGAUGAUGAUGAUCGCUCGAAGAGCAAUGGACCGCCAUUCCAGUUCCGUUUGGAUCCCAGUGCUGAUGAUAUUAUAAGGGCUUCGUUUAAGGUGGAGCAAGAUCAAAAGGGUGCUAAUGGUGAUGGUAUGGCUGUUAUUUCCUCCUUAAGAUCCUUUGACAGAGAACAACAAAAGGAAUAUAUGAUACCAAUUGUCAUUAAGGAUCAUGGUUCGCCGGCCAUGACUGGUACCAGCACCUUGACCGUUAUUAUUGGUGAUGUAAAUGACAACAAAAUGCAGCCCGGUUCCAAAGAUAUUUUUGCCUACAACUAUCAGGGUCAGUCACCGGAUACCCAAAUUGGUCGUGUUUAUGUUUACGAUUUGGAUGAUUGGGAUCUGCCCGACAAGAAAUUCUACUGGGAGUCACAAGAACAUCCACGCUUUAAGUUGGACGAGGACUCGGGAAUGGUAACCAUGAGAGCUGGUACCCGGGAAGGUCGUUAUCAUUUGAGAUUUAAGGUCUAUGAUCGCAAGCAUACACAAACUGAUGUGCCCGCCAAUGUAACCGUUACCGUUCGUGAAAUACCCCAUGAAGCUGUUAUUAAUUCGGGUUCGGUGAGACUUUCCGGCAUAACCGAUGAAGAUUUUAUACGUGUGUGGAACUACAGAACACAAUCGUUAAGCAGAUCUAAAAUGGAUAGAUUCCGUGAUAAAUUAGCCGAUCUUUUGAAUACCGAUCGUGAAAAUGUCGAUAUAUUCAGUGUGCAAUUGAAGAAGAAACAUCCUCCUCUAACUGAUAUUAGAUUUUCCGCCCAUGGUUCUCCGUAUUAUAAGCCUGUAAGACUAAAUGGUAUAGUUUUGAUGAAUCGUGAGGAGAUUGAGAAGGAUGUGGGAAUUAACAUUACCAUGGUGGGCAUAGAUGAGUGUUUGUAUGAAAAUCAAAUGUGUGAAGGAUCCUGCACGAAUACUUUGGAUAUUAGCUCUUUGCCUUAUAUGGUGAAUGCCAAUAAAACUGCUUUGGUGGGUGUCCGGGUAGACACCUUGGCUGAAUGUACUUGUGGUGCUAGAAACUUCUCUAAACCCGAGAACUGUCGUAAUACCCCUUGCUACAAUGGCGGACGUUGUGUGGAUACCAGAUUUGGUCCUCAUUGCUCGUGCCCUGUAGGCUAUACUGGUCCCAGAUGUCAACAAACUACUAGAAGUUUCCGCGGUAAUGGCUGGGCUUGGUAUCCUCCUUUGGAAAUGUGUGAUGAUUCCCAUUUAAGUUUGGAAUUCAUAACACGCAAACCAGAUGGUUUGAUUAUCUACAAUGGUCCCAUAGUGCCGCCCGAACGUGAUGAAAUGCUGAUAUCUGAUUUUAUAUCCCUGGAAUUGGAGAGAGGCUAUCCCAGACUGUUGAUAGACUUUGGUUCCGGCACUUUGGAGUUGAGAGUGAAAACCAAGAAAACUUUGGAUGAUGGAGAAUGGCAUCGUAUUGAUUUGUUCUGGGAUAGUGAGAAUGUGCGCAUGGUUGUGGAUUUCUGUAAAUCGGCUGAAAUCAGUGAAAUGGAAGAUGGUUCUUUGCCCGAAUUCGAUGAUAUGUCGUGUCAGGCCAGAGGCCAGAUACCACCCUUCAGUGAGUAUCUUAAUGUCAAUGCCCCACUACAAGUGGGCGGCUUGUAUCGUGAGCAAUUUGAUCCGUCGUUAUACUUCUGGCAUUAUACUCCCAUGGCCAAGGGCUUUGAUGGUUGUAUACGCAACCUGGUGCACAAUUCCAAGCUAUACGAUUUGGCUCAUCCUGGUCUGUCACGCAACAGUGUGGCCGGUUGUCCACAAACCGAAGAGGUGUGCGCACAAUCCGAACAAACCGCUAGAUGUUGGGAGCACGGUAACUGUGUGGGCUCCCUCUCCGAAGCCAGAUGCCAGUGCAGACCCGGCUGGACUGGACCAGCCUGUAAUAUACCAACCAUACCCACCACCUUUAAACAACAGAGUUAUGUCAAGUACGCCUUAAGCUUUGAACCCGACCGCUUUAGCACCCAAAUACAAUUGAGAUUCCGUACCCGCGAACAACACGGCGAACUAUUCCGUGUUAGUGAUCAGCAUAAUCGUGAAUAUGGCAUUUUGGAGAUUAAAGAUGCUCGUUUACAUUUCCGCUACAAUUUGAAUUCACUGCGUACGGAGGAGAAGGAUUUAUGGCUUAAUGCAGUGGCUGUUGAUGAUGGCCAGUGGCAUGUGGUGCGCAUAAAUCGUUAUGGUUCGGCAGCAACAUUAGAGUUGGACGGUGGUGAGGGCAGACGUUACAAUGAAACGUUUGAGUUUGUGGGCCAUCAGUGGUUGUUGGUGGAUAAGCAGGAGGGCGUGUAUGCGGGUGGCAAAGCUGAGUACACGGGUGUGCGUACAUUUGAGGUUUAUGCGGACUAUCAGAAGAGUUGUUUGGAUGAUAUACGACUUGAAGGUAAACAUUUACCAUUGCCACCUGCCAUGAAUGGCACACAAUGGGGUCAGGCCACAAUGGCGCGUAAUUUGGAAAAGAACUGUCCAUCGAAUAAACCAUGUUCAAAUGUAAUUUGUCCAGAUCCAUUUGAAUGUGUUGAUUUAUGGAAUGAAUAUGAGUGCACUUGCGGGGAAGGACGUGUUAUGUCACCGGAUGCUAAAGGUUGUAUGGAUCGUAAUGAAUGUUUGGAUUUGCCCUGUUUAAAUGGGGCCACAUGUAUAAAUUUAGAGCCAAGACUGCGUUACCGUUGUAUAUGUCCCGAUGGUUUCUGGGGUGAAAAUUGUGAAUUGGUGCAGGAAGGACAAACGUUGAAAUUGAGCAUGGGCGCUUUAGCGGCAAUUUUAGUUUGCUUGCUGAUCAUAUUAAUUUUGGUGCUGGUGUUUGUUGUGUAUAAUCGUCGUCGUGAGGCGCAUAUUAAAUAUCCUGGACCAGAUGAUGAUGUACGCGAAAAUAUCAUUAACUAUGACGAUGAGGGUGGCGGUGAGGAUGAUAUGACUGCGUUUGAUAUAACACCACUGCAGAUACCCAUUGGUGGUCCCAUGCCACCCGAAUUGGCCACCAUGAAAAUGCCAAUAAUGUAUCCUGUCAUGACUUUAAUGCCUGGCCAAGAGCCCAAUGUGGGCAUGUUUAUUGAGGAGCAUAAAAAACGUGCCGAUGGUGAUCCCAAUGCCCCGCCUUUUGAUGAUUUACGCAAUUAUGCUUAUGAGGGUGGCGGCAGUACAGCCGGUUCUUUAAGUUCAUUAGCUUCGGGUACUGAUGACGAAUGUCAGGAAUAUGAUUAUUUAGGAGCCUGGGGACCCAGAUUCGAUAAACUAGCCAACAUGUAUGGACCCGAAGCCAACAAUCAUACUACCGAUUUAGAAUUGUAAGUGAGUACAGAGAGAGAAAACAAAAUACACACUUAGAGACAAAUGCAAAAAAAGCGAGAAUGAAAGACACCAGCAAAAACUAAAUGAAAUUGAAUUAAUCCCACAAAUAAAAACGCAAAGGCAAAAUGACGAAAGAAAAGAAACAAUUAAAAAUUCAAAUUCUAAAACACAAAAAGAAAAUUCGAUUAGAGAAUCCUCCACACACAGUUUAAAACCAAACGAAACGAACAAAAAAUACUCUAAAGAAGAAACCAAAAAAAAAAAGAAUCUCCACAACAAGACAUACAAACAAAAAUCUAAAAUUAAAACAAAAAAAAAAAACAACAAUUUAAGAUUGCUAAGCAAGCUUUAAGAUGAAUAGGAAAAAAAUAUAACUAGGAAACGGAAAUAAGGAAAAGGAAAUUCGAAACCGAACAUGAAUAGAAAAUAAUUUCAAAAUUAAAACCUUAAACAAAAAAAAAAAAA